This is a messenger RNA of Phragmites australis (common reed), 1281 nucleotides long. Its product is annotated as MYB31 transcription factor31-like. Bases 320 to 1060 code for a protein of 246 amino acids. NCBI's taxonomy places the organism in Eukaryota, Viridiplantae, Streptophyta, Magnoliopsida, Poales, Poaceae. The transcript has 2 exons. The record is from RefSeq and is a predicted model, not a curated record.
GCUGUGGCUGCGGCCAUGGCUUUUGCUUUGUAACAAAAAUGGUAGUAAACCAGUGGCAGUGAUGAGGUCAUGAUCAGCCUAACAUUUUUCCCACCGACUCAGCUCUCUAGAGCCUAGAAGACCUCCCCGAUCCAGUCAAGUGCCUAUAAAAUCCACGCGCCCUUCACCCACCCUUCGCUCGCAGCGCAACAGCAGCAACAACCUCCACUGUUGCAACCCACCGAGAGGAAGGGAAAGAAAGCGGCGGCAAAAGGGAGGAAGAACAGCGGCGGCAAAAAGGAUCAAGAAAGCAUCGGCUGAUCGGCGUCGGUUGUCAACCAUGGGGAGGUCGCCGUGCUGCGAGAAGGCGCACACCAACAAGGGCGCGUGGACCAAGGAGGAGGACGACCGGCUCGUCGCGUACAUCAAGGCGCACGGCGAGGGGUGCUGGCGCUCGCUGCCCAAGGCCGCCGGCCUGCUCCGCUGCGGCAAGAGCUGCCGACUUCGUUGGAUCAACUACCUCCGGCCCGACCUCAAGCGCGGCAACUUCACGGAGGAGGAGGACGAGCUCAUCAUCAAGCUCCACAGCCUCCUCGGCAACAAAUGGUCCCUGAUUGCUGGAAGGCUGCCAGGAAGGACGGACAACGAGAUCAAGAACUACUGGAACACGCACAUCAGGAGGAAGCUGCUGAGCCGGGGGAUCGACCCGGUGACCCACCGGCCGAUCAACGAGCACGCCUCCAACAUCACCAUAUCGUUCAAGGCGGCGGCGGCGGCGGCGGCGCGGGAGGAGAAGGGCGCCGUGUUCCGGCUAGAGGAGCCGAAGGCCACGGUGAUCAGCCGCGACCUGCAGAACCCCGCCGACUGGGGCCAGGGGAAGCCGCUCAAGUGCCCGGACCUCAACCUGGACCUCUGCAUCAGCCCCCCGUGCCAGGAGGAACCCAUGAAGCCGGUGAAGAGGGAGGCCGGCCUCUGCUUCAGCUGCAGCCUGGGGCUCCCCAAGAGCUCGGACUGCAAGUGCAGCAACUUCCUGGGGCUCAGGACCGCCAUGCUAGACUUCAGAAGCCUUGAAAUGAAAUGAGCCUCUUCAUUUUGUCACUUGGAUAUUUCAUAUUUGGUUAGCCUGUAGGUGAAAUAGCAGUGGGUGAAAGAGAGAUAAGAAAAGGAGUGAUGUUUGUGUCUGCCCUUGUGUCGCCAACAUCUUCCUGCUCUCUCUCUUGUUGCUCCAUUUUGUCUCUCUGUAAUUACCAUCAACAACUGAUCAUGAGCAAUAACACUCGCUGCUAGGUCUAUGUAACUUAA